AUGGAAACCACCAUCGAAGACUUCAAAGCUGAUGAAGGGCCGCAAAAUGUGUGGGACGCGUUUCAGGAGAACGAUAAACUGCGAGUUUUUGCGCUGAUUGAACAGCUGCACGACCUAUCGAUCUCGGCUGACGAUUUUGAGCAUGCCUAUGAAGAAUAUGCUGAAAUAUUCUCAAAGUACCAGGAGCAACCGCACUUGCUCGAUCGCAGUCUGGAAGAAAUAGUGAGCAAAAUUAUCCCCUAUCUGCAGGACGCCGGCGUCGAGGUGAUGCUCAAACACCGUGCUGCGAAGUAUCUAUAUCAAAUAUGCAAGGUGCGCACAUUUAAAGCUUUCGGCAAAAAUAUGCCCCAUGAGGUUCGCCAUUUACCUUCUGUGCUGAGCCUCGUAGAGCAGCAGGAUCUGGAGGAUUGGCAAAACUGGGAGACCAGGUAUAUUGGCAUACUGUGGCUGUCGCUGCUGGUAUUGAAUCCGUUUGAUCUAAGUCGACUGGAUACCUCCGAGGAAGGUUGUCCAACCACCAUGGAACGGAUCUACAACGUUUGCCAAGUGAAUUGCCUUAAGGAUGACAGUUGCACCCCGGUGGCCGCUUUCCUGGUGGCUCGUUUUCUUAUUAGAAACGACGUAAAGAAAGUUUGUCUCGAGAAAUUUUUUGACUGGGCGAUUGUAGUCAACGACGAGUACAGCGUGGAUGCUAAAAUAGGACCACUUACUGCAGUCGCUUGCAUAUUGAAGCACGGCAAACGGGAAGAUUUGCUUUCGUUCGUGGAGCGACUAUGUGAGUGGGUUCUUCAUCUGGACUAUGAGACAAUAUCGAAAAAUUUUAAAAUUUACAAAACAUGCAUAAAAAUAUGCCAACGGCUUGGGCUUGUACUGCUGCCUCCGAAAGUGGCCAAAUGGCGGUAUCAACGUGGGGCACGCUCGCUGCUUGCAAACGUACAGAAAACUGUCACACUAGCCUCACUGAUGGAGGUCCAGCAGACUGAAUCGAUUCCUGAAUGUACCGACGAGGAAAACGCCGUCGACGACGAGGAGGUGCCGGGGGAAAUCGAAGAAAUCAUCGAACGGCUGCUGUUGGGCUUGAAGGGGAACUCGACAAUAGUCCGCUGGUCAUCUGCCAAGGGCAUAGGAAGGAUUACCAACCGUUUGCCUAAGCUUCUGGGCGACGAGGUAGUUUCAUCGGUUAUCGAACUGUUGAAUCCGCUUGAGCAGGAUGAUGCUUGGCACGGAGCAUGCCUUGCUUUAGCCGAACUAGCUAAGCGUGGCCUGCUGCUUCCCUCCAGACUUGCUGAGAUUGUUCCACUACUAUUGCAGGCCUUAGUAUACGAUGAAAUGCAAGGUUAUCGUAAUGUAGGACAGAAUAUACGUGAUGCCGCCUGCUACAUGAGUUGGGCUUUUGCCCGUGCCUACCACCCUUCCGUACUGCAGCCGUUCGUAGAACGCAUCGCUUCGGCUCUGCUCGUGACGGCCGUGUUUGAUAGGGAGAUAAACUGUCGUCGGGCAGCGUCCGCCGCCUUCCAGGAGAGCGUCGGUCGGCUAGGGAACUUUCCGCAUGGGAUCAGUAUUCUAACGACUGCUGAUUUCUUCUCGGUGGCAGUGCGUAGCAAUGCAUUUUUAAGUAUAAGCGAAUACAUAGCCCAGUUUGAAGAAUAUAAAUAUAAUCUCAUUGAGCAUUUAGUUACCCGCAAAAUAAACCACUGGGAUACCAACAUUCGUGAGCUCUCUUCACUAGCUUUAAGCAAUCUCACUAAACAUGCUCCACUGCACAUGCGGGACACGAUCGUACCACGCCUUUUUCAACUGUCCGAAUCAACAGAACUGAACACACGCCAUGGAGCUGUGCUAGCGCUAGGAGAAGUGAUAAGUUCUCUCCAAAAAAUUUCCGCUCUUGGCACCAAUGCGGACGCCAAACGAGAAAGCUGCAUAAGUGCGGAUAUCGGCGAACUAGCUGGUCAGCUGAUUGGCAAGUAUCGAGAACGUGGCCAGUUUAAAGGCAUGAGUGGCACCUAUAUGAAGCACGCCUGUGCCAGCUUUAUUCGUAACUGCAGCGAAGCUAUGUUACCCCUGACAAAGCGUGAGUACGUUGAAUCUUGGCAACUUUUGCUUGAUGAAAGUGUUAUCGAUGAGAAAGCGUCAACACGAGAGCAAGCAACACAAGCGUUUUCGAAGUUCUGCGCAACGUACUAUCGUAUCGAACCAGAAGAGCGAUUGGGAUGCCUGAUAGAUAAUUACAUCAAGGACCUGCUUGACACUCAAAUCGAACACAAAGCUCAAGGCAUUGUGUCUGCUCUCGGUGCGCUACCAUUGUUCGUCCUCGAGAUACGUUUGCGUGAAAUCGUGCAAGUGAUCGACAUCAAAACGAUCGUCCCGGAAAUGUAUGCGGUCGGAUACAAUCACUCCGAAAUGCGUAGGGAUUGCAUUCGGGCACUGAUGAGCAUUGUUGACACGGUUGGAUUCACACAUUCGUCUUCAACGAACGAGAUUCUGUGCGGUCCCGUCUACGGUUGUUAUCUGAGGGCCCUCGAAGAGUAUGCCUUGGACAAUCGUGGCGAUAUUGGUUCGUGGGUGCGUGAGGCAAGUAUCAACGCACUGUACGCAUUCUUAACCAAGUGCCCGGCCGAGUUGAUGACGGUUCAUCAUGUGCAGAAUGCCAUGGUGGCCAUCGCCAAGCAAUCGGUUGAGCGUAUCGACAAAAUUCGUGCCGUUGCAGGGAAAACGUUUACCGCCCUUAUAUACCACGAGCCACAGAUCCCACAUUUGAAAGCGCGCGAGCGUUUGCAAGAGAUAUUUCCACGCGACACGACGGAAGUGCUCUGGCUCUUUCCGCAUCAUACAUUUCCACUAUUUAUUGAGCUGUUAAGCAUACCAGAGUACGUUGAACAUGUGUCCGCCGGCUUAAUUCUGAGUGUUGGUGCUCCGACCGAAUCACUCCACACCUGUGCCUCGAAAAUGUUAAACGACUACUUGAAAACGCACCAGUCGUUCGUGGAACCUUUUGGUACAGUCGUGCUUAAAAUCUUAAAGGAGAGAACUAUGAAAGAUCCCCUUUUUAUAUCGUCCACUUUUCAAUUCCUUGCGGAACUGCUCAGCUCUUCUACCAACUCGAAAAUUUUGCUGGCCGGCGCUGGAAUGCUAGACUUUGCCGAGCCCAUUUUUAAUCUAGUGAACAAUCUAGUGACUCAUACGAAGAAGCACAUCGAUUCCAUUCCAGUCUAUUGUGCGCUGAUGCUUGCACCGAAAAUAUGCAAACGCGUUCUCAGCAAGCUGGUCGUAUAUCUGGGCAUGGUGUGCGUUAACAUACGACGCGAAACUGCGCUGAAGAUGUAUGAAACUCUUCUGGUUUACGGUGACCAAACAUGCAUUCCAGAGGAAACCCUCGAUGAAGUACUCGUUUGCCUAAGUGAAGAAAAAUGGGACGGCGAGUUGGACGAAGCUCGUCAAAUCCGCAACAGACUGUGCACACUGAUGGACAUCAAAACGCCGGUGACUAAAAUUAAAAAAUAGAUACACUGGUGUUGGUUAGUAUUGAACAUCCCAUCAUUAACAUCUGCAUAGCACAUAAUAUGUAUCAAAACUGUAUGAACGUAUCUUACAAAUAAUAAAACAUUAAACUUAAUG
Anopheles coustani is the source of this 3615-nucleotide messenger RNA. It is a transcript of the gene TBCD, whose product is annotated as tubulin-specific chaperone D. Gene Ontology annotation, cellular component: lateral plasma membrane. The coding region runs from base 1 to 3501 and encodes 1166 amino acids. Gene Ontology annotation, molecular function: beta-tubulin binding; GTPase activator activity. Gene Ontology annotation, biological process: microtubule cytoskeleton organization; post-chaperonin tubulin folding pathway; bicellular tight junction assembly. The transcript is spliced from 3 exons. The record is from RefSeq and is a predicted model, not a curated record. Lineage: Eukaryota; Metazoa; Arthropoda; Insecta; Diptera; Culicidae.